Salvelinus sp. IW2-2015 is the source of this 7206-nucleotide messenger RNA. NCBI's taxonomy places the organism in Eukaryota, Metazoa, Chordata, Actinopteri, Salmoniformes, Salmonidae. The record is from RefSeq and is a predicted model, not a curated record.
CUUCCCGGGGAGAGASAACCGAGUGCGGUAAGCGAGAGAGGAGAACGCGGAAACAGCAGGAGCGGUYCGCAAGAGGUACAGCUACCAGUGACAGCCAAACACUCGAGCGGUAUAGAGCCCAGAUCCUGGGUGCAUUUCUUUCGUGAAGUUAUCGGAUCAGAGGCUUUUUUUUUUUAUCGCUGUAAGGGGAUUUUUCUUCAGUAGAGAGUAUCAUUCGGGAUUCAGAAUGUCGGGGACCAGGGAGGAGGAGCGGCGGAAACUAGCCGACAUCAUUAACCACUGGAACGCCAACCGGCUUGACCUGUUCGAGAUCAGCCAACCCACCGAGGACUUGGAGUUCCACGGCGUGAUGCGUUUCUACUUCCAGGACCGCGUAGCAGGGAACUUUGCCACCAAGUGUAUCCGCGUGUCCUCCACGGCCACCACUCAGGAUGUCAUCGAGACGCUGGCCGAGAAGUUCCGGCCCGACAUGAGGAUGCUCUCCUCGCCCAAAUACUCCCUCUACGAGGUCCAUGUCAGCGGGGAAGAACGGAAGCUGGACCUGGAUGAGAAGCCACUGGUGGUGCAGCUCAACUGGAACAAAGACGACCGUGAGGGACGUUUCGUCCUCAAGAAUGAGAACGACAUCAUCCCCAAGAAGGUGCAGAGCAACGGGCCGGAGAGGGAGAAGGAGGGAGUGAUCCAGAACUUCAAACGGACACUGUCCAAGAAAGAGAAGAAGAAGGAGAAGAAGCGAGAGAAGGAGGCUCACAUUUCUGACGGAGAUGAGCAAGCACUGAGCAGAGAAGAUGGUGAGAACUCCAGACUGGCGGCGGAGGUGUACAAGGACAUGCCAGAGAACAGCUUCACCAGGACCAUCUCCAACCCUGAGGUGGUGAUGAAGAGGAGGCGGCAGCAGAAACUGGAGAAGCGGAUGCAGGAGUUCCGCAGCAGCGACGGCAGGCCAGACUCGGGGGGGACGUUGAGGAUCUAUGCAGACAGUCUGAAACCCAAUAUUCCCUAUAAGACCAUCUUGCUGUCCACGACAGACAUGGCAGACUUUGCUGUGGUGGAGGCCCUGGAGAAGUACGGCCUGGAGAAGGAGAACCCCCGGGAGUACUGCAUCGCCAGGCACACAGAUGACAAGUCUGGGAAGGAGAUCAUCCUGGACGAUACAGAGUGUCCUCUUCAGAUCUUCAGAGACUGGCCCAAUGACAGAGGGGACCUAGUAUUCCAGCUGAAGAAGAGACCUCCAGACUACGUGCCAAAGAAGGGCCGCAAGCCAGAGGACAAGGGCCCCAGGGGGAAGGGCAUGGACGUGCCCCUGCAUGGGUCUCUACCCCCAGAGAAACUGCCUUACCUGGUGGAGCUCAGCCCAGGGAGGGGGAAUCACUAUGGCUACUACACCUAUCGGCACCACGAAGACGGCUCAGACUCCAGGGACAAACCGAAACUCUACCGCCUGCAGCACAGUGUUACUGAGGUGGGCUCAGACACUACAGACGACGGCUCCAUCCAGCUGUUUGGUCCAGGUAUCCUGCCCCACCACUGUAAGCUGAUGCAUACGGAGGGAUUGGUGACAGUGACACCACACAGUCUGGAGGCUGAGACUUAUGUGGAUGGCCAGCUUGUCACUGAGACCACCGUGCUGCGAAGCGGAGCCACACUGCAGUUCGGCGUCUCCCACGUCUUCAAGUUUGUGGACCCCAGCUACGACCACAGCAUGGGCAAGGGAGGGCCCGGACCAAUGAUGAGAGGCAGGCACAAGUCAGGAAGUGUUCCUGAGACGACCUUUGACCUGCAAGGGGACCUCCACAGUGGGACGGCCCUCUCCACCAGCAAGAGCUCAGGGAAGCUGGAAAUGGAGCGUUCAUCCAACGGCAGUGAGAGAGGCAUGGUCAAACCCAUGAUCCGCGGGGAGCAGCAGGACAGCAGGUCCCAGGACAUCCUGAGCCCAGAACUGACGCUGCCGGCCAGCAUCGAGUUCAGGGACAACUCCGAAGAUACCUUCCUGACGGCCAUCAUCAACUACACCAACAGCUCCACGGUGCACUUCAAGCUGUCCCCCACCUACGUGUUGUACAUGACCUGUCGCUACGUCAUGUCCAGCCACUACCGGCCCGACAUCAGCCCCUCUGAGCGCACCCACAAAGUCAUAGCCAUCGUCAACAAGAUGGUGAGCAUGAUGGAAGGAGUCAUCCAGAAGCAGAAGAACAUUGCGGGGGCCCUGGCUUUCUGGAUGGCCAAUGCCUCAGAGCUGCUCAACUUCAUCAAGCAGGACAAGGACCUGUCGCGCAUCACACUGGACGCCCAGGACGUGCUGGCACACCUCGUCCAGAUGGCCUUCAAGUACCUGGUCCAGUGUCUGCAGUCUGACCUGAGUAACUACAUGCCUGCCUUCCUGGACGACCCAGAGGAACAGAACCCUCAAAGGCCCAAAAUAGAGGAUGUUUUGCACACCCUGACGGGCGCCAUGUCGCUGCUGCGUCGUUGCCGUGUCAACGCGGCGCUGACCAUCCAGCUGUUCUCCCAGCUCUUCCACUUCAUCAACAUGUGGCUGUUCAACAAGCUGGUGAUGGAGGCUGACUCUGGACUGUGUUCACACUACUGGGGCGCCAUCCUCCGCCAGCAGCUCAGCCACAUCGAGGCCUGGGCAGAGAAACAGGGCCUGGAGCUGGCCGCCGACUGCCACCUCAGUCGCAUCGUACAGGCUACGACUCUCCUCACCAUGGACAAGUACUCCAUGCAGGACGUGCAGAACAUCCACAACACCUGCUUCAAGCUGAACUCCUUGCAGCUCAACGCCCUCAUGACCAACUACCACUGUGCUCCUGACGAGCCUUACAUCCCCCCAGAGCUCAUAGACCACGUGGUUGCCGUGGCGGAGAACACAGCAGAUGAACUGGCCCGUAGCGACGGCCGAGAGGUCCAGCUAGAGGAGGACCCUGACCUGCAGCUGCCCUUCCUACUGCCCGAGGACGGCUACUCCUGCGACGUCGUGAGGAACAUUCCCAACGGAUUCCAGGAGUUCCUGGACCCCCUUUGUCAGAGAGGAUUCUGUCGGCUAACCCCUCACCCGCGCUCCCCUGGGACCUGGACCAUCCACUUUGAAGGAGUCGACUGCGACAGCCACUUCUCUGCAGACAACUCCGACCUGCAAAUGCGGAAGGAACCGGAAGUUGUGACGGUCACCCUGAAGAAGCACAAUGGCAUGGGCCUCAGCAUUGUGGCUGCCAAGGGUGCUGGGCAGGACAAGCUCGGGAUCUACAUCAAGUCUGUUGUGAAGGGAGGCGCGGCUGACAUGGACGGGCGUCUGGCUGCAGGGGACCAGCUGCUGAGUGUGGACGGCCGCAGCCUGGUGGGCCUCUCCCAGGAGAGGGCUGCGGAGUUGAUGACGAGGACAGGCUCUGUGGUGACACUGGAGGUGGCCAAACAGGGAGCCAUCUACCACGGCCUGGCCACGCUCCUCAACCAGCCUUCUCCUAUGAUGCCCAGAGCGUCGCAAGGAGGGCGUGACAAGAAUGGUAAACUGAGACCAAAGAGUGAAGGCUUUGAACUGUACAACAACUCGGUCCAGAACGGCUCUCCAGAGAGCCCCCAGGCCGACUGGCAGGCCUACCCAGAACCAAAGAAGAUGAGCGGGGAGGAGAGGCUACUGAAGAACCGGGCCGACCACCGCUCCAGCCCCAACGUGGCCAACCAGAGCCAGAGUCCGGGAGGGAAGGCCGUCUACACACGAGGACCUGGGACCAAGAUCACCUCUGUCUCCACGGGCAACCUGUGUGUUGAUGACGAGCCCUCUCCACCCCAUCCGGAGGCCUAUCCUAUUCCCACUCAGACCUACCCCAGGGAAUACUUCACCAUCCCAGCCUCCAAGUCUACGAACCGGAUGGACCCGGCCCCAGGACAGUUAUACGCUGACGACAGGGGUCCUCCCGGCCCCAUGGAAGACCACCACCACAACAGCAUAGCUAUGCAGCGGGUGGACCACUCUCAGGAGGAGCUGUGUGACCUCCCGGGGGGCUACCCUCCAACCGGCCUGCGUCCUGAGGACCUGGUCCACCUGCACCAGCAGCAGCAGAGAGAGGCUGACUACCAGCGAGGCAGUGGGGAACACUGGGUCAACCACCACCAGGUCUCCUCCUCUGUGGAGUCCUCCACCUCCAGCCAGGAGCACCUCAACUACUCCUCGUCCUCCUCCAACAAGACCCAGAGCAACCACAAGAGUGGCCCGGGACGCUGGAAGACCCCCGCCCCAUCGCCCCCCACCCAGGGCCUGUGGCCCAGUCCACACGCACGGACCUCCCUCCCCUCCACCACCCCCUCCCCCGUACACUACCAGGACUUUGAGCUCCAGCCCGACCUUCCCCUGCCCCCUCCUCCCUCGGCCAACCAGCAGCAGGCCGCAGCGCCGCCGCCGACCGCAAAGAAGCGCGAGGAGCAGCAGCGCUGGUAUGAGAAGGAGAAGGCCCGGUUAGAGGAGGAGAGGGGAAGGAAGAGGAGGGAGCAGGAGAGGAAGCUGGGACAGGUCCGUGCCCCAUCCCUACCUCCCCCCCCAGGGCCAACAGCAGGCCCAGCAACAGCAGCCCCCAGGCCAGAGAAACUGUCCACCCUGCCCAGAGCGGGCACCCUGCCCCCUCAGGGUAACCCAAUGGACACAGUGAUCAGAGAGCUGCUCCCCCAGCAGCAGCCCCGCACCAUCGAGCGCCGGGACCUGCAGUACAUCACCAUCAGCAAGGAGGAGCUGUCUUCCAGCGACAGCCUGUCCCCAGACCCCUGGAAGAGGGACGCCCGGGAGAAGCUGGAGAAGCAGCAGCAGCUGCACAUCGUAGACCUGCUGGACAGGGAGAUCCAGGACCUGCAGGCCAAGCCGGAGCGUACGGCCGAGGAGAGCGACCGGCUCAGGAAGCUGAUGCUGGAGUGGCAGUUCCAGAAGAGACUGCAGGAGUCCAAGCAGAGUGAUGAGGAAGAUGAGGAGGAUGACGACGAGGACGUGGACACCAUGAUGAUCAUGCAGCGGCUGGAGGCAGAGAAGAGAGCAAGGCAGACUGCUGUCCCAGCAAUCUCUGUUCUAGACUUGUUGCAGGACGAGGAGCGGCGGAGGAAGCAACAGCUGGAGGAGAUCCGUAAACGCGAAGCGGAGGACCGGGCCAAACAGGAGGAGGAGAGACGCUGGAGAGAGGAGGAGAGGGCCAGACGAGAGGUCGAUGAGAAGAGGAGACAGGAGGAGGAGUACUACACACGCCUGGAGGAAGGGCGGCGCCGGCAGCACGAGGAGGCCGAGCGCAAGCUGCUGACGCCUGACGAGCCUGGUCUGUACAGACCUCCCCUCCCCAGGGACUACCAGCCUCAGCCCCCCCCUCCCACUGCAUCCCCCGCAACCACUGCCACUAACGCUCCACCACCCCCGCCUCAGAGAAACACUUCCUACCUCAAAACCCAGGUCGUCUCCCCUGACGCCUUGUACACUGCCAAGUUUGUCUCGUACAAUGACGAGGAGGAUGAGGACACUACAGGCCUAGCAGGAUUUAAUUCAUACACUGGAAAYACAACAGGGGUUGUAGGAUCAGGAGAAGUUUACAAGGACCUGCGAGAAAAGUGGACGAAAGGUGGUCAAGAACAGGAAAACACAUUAACUGAAGGAGCCCCGGAGAGUAUGACAUUCAAGGAGCGCCAGCGGCUCUUUUCUCAAGGGAAGGAAGUAUCCAACAAAGUCAAGGCCUCGCGAAAACUCAUGGAGCUGGAAAAUGAACUCAAUACAAAGCAGUAGACAAGUAGCCUUAGCAAGACAAAUUGACCGCCAGGCCCCGACUGAGCAAUGGGAAAGAGAGCCAGCUUUUGUUUCCCAGUGACUCUCCUUUUUUUUUUUUUUUAUUGAACAACUGGACCAUUACAUACAAUUUAGAUGUAUCGUUGCAAUAGUUGAGACAUUUAUUUGCUUAAUUUCCCUCUUAAACUAUCAGAUAUUAUAAUAAAGCACUGUAAAAAAAUAUCUAAUAAUAAUACAAAUUAAUUAUUCUACUAAGACAAAUUUCAAAUCACAUGAAGGGGAAUAUAUUUUUGUUUGUAAAAUGGUUCUUGGGUUAGGGAUGAAAAGUUCUGUUCAUUUAAACAAUUUUAAUAGCUUAAUGUAAUGUGGAAUAUUUUAUGCUCUUUCUGCAUUACAUAUUUUCACACUUUUAAAUAAAUGGCUUACCAGACCAAUCUUUUAAGUUGAACUUCUUCCUAUACUCAUUGAUUCAAAUGGAGUAAUGUUGUCCAUUCUGGUUUGCGAUACACUGUAUUCUUCAUUCCUUAGAAUGUGGCUUUAGUUUUGAUCCAGGCAUUACUGGAAGAUGCUAUGUCUUCACUAUGACUUCCACAUAUAUAAACUGGUUUACUGGGGGUCCACCUGAGUGCACGCCCACACUGUAAAUAUCUCUCUCGUUCCAAACACAACUCUCAAUUCUUAAUAGUAACAGCUCUCAUUUGUUUUUUAUCUUCAGAAAUGGACAGUUCAGACUUUAUCCAACAGGGCAUUUUAUACAAGUGUGACGUAGGAAAUUGAGAUAAGGAACUCCUACCUUUUUGGUUCUCACUGUACAUUUUUGGGGGGGGUUUCUAUUCCCCCCCCCCCCCACUUUUUUGUAUUGAUUUUCUUUGUUUGAAUUUAACAGUAAUUUGCAGAGUUGUGAAAUUUGACCAGUUGUAUACAUUGCCAGUAUGCGGAAAGUGGAAGCGUACCAUGAUGGAAAAUUACUUCAUUUUCAGUUCAAAUGAUAAUAAAAAUCCAAAGUAAAAACCUUGUUUUGUUUAACAGGUAUUUAUUUGAACCUUAUGUAAUGUACUUGCACAGAUUUUGUUUAUUUAAAAUGCUUGAGCAUUCGGUUAAAUCAAUACAAACAUGGAAUACAUUUGGGACUUAUAGGCUACUGUAGGUAAAUGCUAUUUUAAGGAUUUGGGCAGAAUGCUAUUUACAUGAAGUACAUCUCUUCAUUCACAGCUGUUUGAGUGACUCCAUCUUGUGUGUAAAUAUGUUGUUGUUUUAUUUUCAGAACAUGGGCCAGAUUUGACUAUGUUAACGUUCAUUAUCCAUAAAGUAACAGUAUCAAUAUCCUGUUUCAGCUUUAAAGAUGUUAACCGACAUGUAUUCAUGUUUCUCAUUUUAGGUAACACAUUUGAAUCAUUUAAAUUGUUUCAUGAUAGCCUUUUGUAAAUCAUUAAUAAAUACAUAUUUUACAAAAUGCA